Messenger RNA from Anopheles nili, 2181 nucleotides. Its product is annotated as myb-like protein Q. Gene Ontology annotation, molecular function: DNA-binding transcription factor activity, RNA polymerase II-specific; RNA polymerase II cis-regulatory region sequence-specific DNA binding. Gene Ontology annotation, biological process: anatomical structure morphogenesis; cell differentiation; positive regulation of transcription by RNA polymerase II. Lineage: Eukaryota; Metazoa; Arthropoda; Insecta; Diptera; Culicidae. The coding region runs from base 1 to 2181 and encodes 726 amino acids. The transcript is spliced from 2 exons. The record is from RefSeq and is a predicted model, not a curated record.
AUGAUACCCCAACCCAAUCAGGUGAACAGCGUGUUGUCUCAGCCCGGCAGCGAGAUGGAUACGAUGGCGCAGCAACAUCAGCAACAGCAACAGCUGCAGCAACAGUACACCAACGCUUCACCGCCCGUUUUCGGCUCCCAGAUGGUGGAUAAGAACUCCAGCACACCAUACACCGAUGCAACGCAGACAAAAAAACACAGCCCCGGUCACAUCAAGCGACCGAUGAACCCGUUCAUGGUGUGGAGCCAAAUCGAGCGGCGCAAGAUCUGUGAGGUGACGCCCGACAUGCACAAUGCCGUCAUCUCGAAGAACCUCGGACAGCGCUGGAAGCAGCUGAGUGCCGCCGAACGCCAGCCCUUCAUCGAUGAAGCCGAACGGCUGCGAAAACUUCACUCCCAGGAGUACCCCAACUACAAGUACCGUCCAAAGAAGAAGCAGGUCAAGGGAAAUGGUGGUGGCAGUGGUGGUGGUGGUGGAGGAUCGGCCAGUGGAUCAAAAUCGGGACCACCGGCUUCCGCCGGAUCACCAGCCCUUUCGACGUCCUCAUCACCCGAAUCCGUGUCCUCGCGUGAUAGCUGCGGUUCAUCGAGCAGUUCCUCGUCCAGUUCCGGCUCAUCGUCGGUGGCGUCCUCUCCGGCUACGGGUGGAAAAUCACCCGGUGGAAAACGCACCCGCGCCACAACCGGAAGCAGCGGGAAAGUGUCAAAAGCUGGCGCCCCAAACACCGGUGGUUCACUGAAAGCGAAGAAACAGAUGAUGGUGUCGGCGUUGGCCGCUCAACCGGAUUGUUACUCGCACGUAGCGGCCAGCAAACUGUUGCCUAACUCACCGGAAAGCGCCACCGUGUACGAUGAGCGAUCGCUUAUCUCACCGGAACCCGCGUUCGGGCCGUUCACCGAGAGUACGUCAAUUUUCAUCAAAACGCCCGAUCACACGGUGUUUGGGAUGGAUGAAAGCACCCACUUUGAGCACGAUGCGAAGAGUUUCCUUUACGGUGGUGCUACGCCCGAUCUUACCGGCGCGGACAGUCUCGGUAGUCCGCUUGGUCAUAACCAUUCUGCCACGACAACCGCCACCAACAACACCUCCAGCAACACCUCCAGCAGCAGCCCGGGUGGGCUUGGUAGCGUGUCACCGGCCUGCUUUAGUCCGCAUCCCAACAACAACAACAACAGUCUUCAGAUCAACAACAAUCACCUCCAGCAGCAGCAGCAACAGCAGCAGCAACAACAGCAACAGCAGCAGCAGCAACAACAAACGACACCGUCCGUAAAGUCCGUCUACACCGACAGUGACGGGGAUUGCGUAAAAACGGAGAAGUACUACGACGAUGAGGAGUGUGGGAGCGAUCAUCAGUUUAUGCUGGAGGAUGGUUGCUUGGAUGAAGUGACUGGCAUCAACCGGAUAGAUGAUUCGUUGGAUCUUGGCCCGGGUUCGGUGGGUUCGACGGGCCCAUCUGGAGCGGGCGCGUGUUUUGGUGGUUUGACCGCUUUCAAUGGACACUUUACGCUCACCGAUCAAUCCCAGCAACAGCAACAGCAACAGCAGCAACAGCAGCAACAACAGCAGCAACAACAGCAACAACAGCAUCCCCAGCAACACCAGCAACAGCGUGGCACGCUAGCGAGCUUUAACGAAAUCACCAACGGAACACAGUGCCAUCAGCCACUGCAACCGUUCCAGUUUUCGCUCGUAAAUCAACCACUCGUUGCGAACAGCCUUCAUCAGCAUCAGCAGCAGCAGCAGCAGCAACAGCAGCAGCAUCAGCAUCAGCAACAGCAGCACCAUCACCACCAACACCAGCAACACCAGCAGCAGUACCAGCAGCAGUACGGCUGCCAAUCGCACCUGGUCGACUCGCAGGUGGCCGUCGAAAGCAUGGGAAGUUUGCCACUGCUGGCGGAGACAUCGCAGGUGCCCCACUGUCAGCCAUCACCGUCGGUGGAUGGGUUUAGUUCGGCUUCACUCUCGAUGGUGGUGCUCGCCGAUGGGCACAUCAUGGAUGGGAACAGCCAGGCGGACGUUUUACCCAACCUGGAUGAUAUGCUUGGUACGGCCAACAUGGACUACUCGUUCGGUACGCUCGAGACGGAGUCCUCUUCCAGCGGUUCGCACCUGGAGUUCAUCGGGGAUACCAGUAUUUUCCUGAACGAGUCGAACCUGAUCGGCUUCAACGUCUAG